AUGGUGAAGGCUUCAUCUCUGAAAUACGUGCCAAGUAACGCGUUUGCGGAUGAAGAGGGGCAUACCCUUUACGUUGGGGCCGCUCACAGAGCCGGCUACCUCGCACUGCAAUACCCUGCCGGCAUCAAGUUGCUCAUCGUGCAUUCGGCCGCAGAGUCCGAUCUUUCUCGACACGCCUUGUUUGCAACUCUCGGCGUCAAGAACUGCGAAGCAAGCGAAAUAUGCCGGCUGAUCUUGAAAGCACACGAGCUCCCAGAACUUGACCCCAAGACGCUGACCGUAGAUCAGCUCGUUUCCCACGCUGCAUUUCUGUACAAGGCUUUGUGGCAGCCGCCCAAGACCGCCAAUCUAUGGUGCGCGACGACGGUGAAAGACGAGCACUGCUUAGGCAGGAGUCUGUACAUUCCCGGUGCUGCCGAGGCACACCUGGCAGCCGCCAAUGUCUUUGCCCACCUUCAACGACGCUUCCCCGUCGUACAUGGCGGUUACCUGAAAGCAUUUCCCUCGGACUCGAACUGGCCCGGUUGGCUAGUCAAGAAUCUUGGCCUCUCGAUGGCCCCACGCAUGAUCAUGCCACAGAUAGACACCAAGCCACAGCCGGUAAAGGUGCUGGAAAACAAGGGGGUUGCGGCGGAUGCUAAGCCUCAGCCACCGCAGACUUCGGGGCCUCAGGAGAAGCAGCCGGAUAGGGCGGGCACUGAGUUCGAAGAUGCGAGCGCCGGUAUUCCUGACGCAACCCCGAACGGCCAAGUCGAUCCCCGUCUCCUGGACCUGAACGUGCUGGCGAACCCGGCAAAUGCGCCAGCUGACACCAUGUCCGACCUCGAUCGAAGGCGUAGACCGAUCCUUCAUCGUGGCCCACGUCACGUAACCCUCCUCCGCGAUCGAGGUCUUCAAGUUCAUCUCCGAUAUGCUCGGCCCAAGGCAAGCUCGUUGAUGAACGUGGACUCUGCCAAACAGCGGCCUUGCUUGGCUCCUCAUCACGGUCCUCAAGUCUAUCUCGUCCGCGGUCACAAACCCCAAGUCCACCUCCUAUGCGGUCAGCAGAGGUAUAAGUCCUGGACAAAGGAUACAGGCACCAACGCCCAAGACACCGUUGCCGGCCUUUCACCGCCGGCAAAUGCUGGUAAUGUCUCGGCGAUAUUCAAUCUGUCAGAGGAGUUCACUUUCAUGUUUCAGGAAUGCCAUUCGUCCGACAUUCUUCAACUCUUGCGAGACAACUGGAAGUACUAUGCUCAGUGGGUUGACGGGCCUCACAUGAAAUGGCAGGAUGCCGACUUCCUCGUGUUGAGUGACCGACUAAAGAAGGACAUAGGAGCCCGCCUGGUUAUGACUGCCAAAGGUGCUCUUCCCCUGCAGGACACCGUUCUGCCGAUGAUAGAUCCGGAUCUUGACCAAGGACAUCUCAUACCCGCACUGGAAAUCGAGGAUCCGCUGCACCCGGAGUGGGCGCUGUUGAGCUCCUUUGGCGUUCUUCUGAGACCCGAUAUCCAUUACUAUCUGCGCUGUCUGUUCGCGAUAUCAGAAGCGGCCGAUCCCAACGUUGACGACGUUGCCUACGUCUAUAAACAGAUUGAGAACAGAUACAACGGGAACGAAGGGCUUAUUAGCGUGGCAUUCUGGGAGAGAGACAUCGUCCUGAUACCGAGGCAUUCACGAUCAAGAGUGCCGGCAACAUCGGUGGCCUGGACGAACAUGCGAAAUUGCGUGUCAAGAAACAUCAACGUCGACACCGAGUAUCCCAUUACUUACGGCGCUGGACAGCGGGAAUAUGACGCUCUCUUGAGCCUGCGCGACAACAGCUGGUUCAUUACUGAUCGGCCACUUAUCCACGAGAGCAUGCACAGCAAGCUACCCUUGCUAGCUUUGCCCGUCGAAGAUCUGCCGGCGUUGGAAGAUUUGACAAGUGACGAGCCAGACGCAACCCAGGGGUCGAAUAUCGACAGAUUGGCAGUACACAGCUUCAUUCAGGCGAGGUCCCAAUUCAUCAGAGCGUUGAUUCCCAAUUCCCGCCCCGACAAAGCCGCAGUUGCUCACCAGAUCAGCCAGAUGCGCAUUAGCAUCGCGGCAGAGACAACACUCACCUUUGUCCUGAGCUUGCCCCACAAGGAUAUAUUCGGCCGCCCCGUUUGUGGUCAGAUAGCACAAAGCACUACCGGGCACUUCCUCGACGUGAUUAUGACACAGGACUGUGCCGCUGCUGACUCCCCGCCUUAUGAGCUCGUAACGUGCAUAGCCGACCUUUGCGGCAUCAAGGAUCCGAGACAUUCCCCGCUGCUGUUCACGGCGUUGAGCAACUCCAGCUUGCGAAGCAUAUCCUCCACGUUCAUUCAGCAGGGCAUCCGGCUUGAGGGACUCGUGCUUGAUGAAUCCGGAGAUAGUCGAAAGACGUUGGGGAGAUGGUCCAGGGGUUCGUCCACAGCAGUGCGCUUCCGCUCCUUCCGGGGACUGAACAUGGCCGGGCGCGGGGACGAUCGACGCAUACCGAUGGUGGAAUUCAUGCGAGCAGAUGGCUCAGGUUUCGGAGCUGCCCAACUUCGCCGCCUACGUUACGAGCCGUCUGCGAUAGCCGGGUGGGAAGAAGUUCAAUUCCUAGGCGAGCUCAUGAUCUCCAGGAUGCUGCAAGCUCAUCUGGGUCCGGACUACGAUCCUGAGACGCACUGGACGAGCAGGUUCCGCAGUCGAUGCGGCCAUAGACUCUUCUCUGGCGUGGUGCAUGAGAUUUGUGCUGCCUUCACCAUAGAUGAGGUAAAGAUCGUGGAUAAGAUGACUGCGUUUCUGAUCGAGCACGGACGCUCCGGGAAUCCCGGUUGGAAGGAGAAACUGAGAGCAACCCAGCCAGUCUAUCACAUCGAUGUAGCUGUGAGCGCCGGUGGCAGCUCAUCUUUCGUCAUCACUUCGUCUCAGGUGGAAAGGAUGCGGCAGCUGAGGAUGCCGGAACAUGCAGGGCGGUCGCUGAGGGGCAUCCUUGUGCUGGCUCGAGUCAGCGACGUGUAUUCCGCUGACCUGUUGUCCGUCGACCUCUUCAUCGAUCCCGGGUCACUGUUCCAUUCCAACAUUUUAUCACUUGAGUCCAACUGGGUUCUGCAGGCAGCCCUUCAAGAGACCGAUCGGGGAUCUGCGAAAAGGCGUCGCAGGAUGGACGCCCAAUUUGCAAAAUGGGCGGUGCCAACAACCGCCCAAACGCACGCAAGCGGCCUUGCCACCUCAAACGUGACAGGUGACGACGUGCUGCAAGGGGUCGUCUUGCAUGUUCAGAACGACUCAGAUGCAAGGUAUCGCGCAUUGUCGUACGUGUGGGGACCGGACCGGCGAACGCACGAGCUUAUAACACCAGACGGCGCCAUCCCCAUCACUUCCUCCCUUGACAGAGCCUUGCGGCGCUACGAGACGGGCAGGAAGCAGCAAUGUUCUGGGUGGAUGCAAUAUACAUCAACCAGCAGGACAUUGGCAGCAUCCACGUACGCCUUUCUCGACGAAUGCGAAGGGAGCAACGCGGCUAUUGAGAUGCUCAUGCAAGUACGUGCCAUAUCAGCAAUGUUCGACAAACGCUCUAAGCGCCGAGCUCACGCCGCUCCCGAAGCAGACGACGACCACGACGACAGCAGUGGCACAGAUUCAGAGUACGAAUCAGAAGGGUCCAGACCACCGCGAAUCAACCACCCCACAACACUCUCAGACCAUGACUGGCCAGCCGAGUUGCCCAGGGUCCCUCCGUCGUGGUGGGACCGACCCGGGCCGCCCCUGUCCGAUCCGGUCUGUGACUCAGUCCGCUCGUUUUUUGCGGGCGCAUGGUUCCGCAGAGCAUGGGUCAUCCAAGAGACGGUGGCGUUCUCGAGCCUGCGCAUCGUCUGCGGGAAGUGGCUGGUCGACUGGACCGACCUACAUAUGGCGAUGGAGACAGUCGACCGCGAGAACUUCCGGCAUGCUGAGUCAACGCUCCGCCGCGACCGUCUUUUCGCGCUGCUGGGGCUGGCGUCGGAUGGCAACGAGACCGAGUUCGAGCCUGACUAUGACGCCCCGUUGGAAUCCAUCGUUCUGCGCUUCGCUCGGGUCUUUGUUCGUCAGGGCAAGGGGGUGCAACUGCUCUACCGGGCAGCCGGCCUGAACAGCCAAGCCCACGAUCGGUUCCCGUCGUGGAUGCCAAACUGGACCGCCCAGCGGCCAGGAGGCCUCCACGAACUGUACGAGAGCGGCAACCUGUUUCCGUCUUGCGGGGUUCACCAGGCAAGAAUCAAGUACGUUCCCGAUACGGAUGAGCUAGUUGCCGAAGGUUACAGCAUGGAUGCUAUCAAGGCUGUCAGUACCUCAUCUAACGUGCCAGGUGGAUGGCGGGAAUACUUCAAGGAGGUGGACGCCAUGGUUGACUCUGCGGUCCUGCGGCUUACCCGAGAAUCGCGCGAGGAUCUCAAAUGGAAAGUGCCAAUCGCGUGUGCGCCGUAUCCUAAGCUGGCGACAGCCGAAGGUCUGGACUUGCGGUUGUCAUAUCAGGCUUUGCGUAAGCUUGUCGACAAGGAUCAGCAGGAGUUUCGACCCGGAGAUGCCUGCUUGCUUGACAAGAAGAGCGCGGGCUACGUCUCUGUGCUGCAGGACACGCUGUAUGGAUGGAAGUUUAUUGUUACGGAGGGAGGACAUGUUGGCGAUGUCCCAAACGGGGCUCAGGCCGGCGACGUUAUUGCCGUGCUGAAAGGUGCACGAGUCCCGUUUGCGCUGCGGAAGAGUUCAGCAAGGCCCGAGCUUUUCGUCUCGUUGGAGAGUGUUAUGUCCAUGGCAUCAUGCAUGGUGAAGGAUUGUUAUUACCAGGGGUUGCUGAGGUUGAAUACCGUCUACACUGAUUAA
Parathielavia appendiculata is the source of this 4839-nucleotide messenger RNA. RefSeq lists its product as uncharacterized. Bases 1 to 4839 code for a protein of 1612 amino acids. The record is from RefSeq and is a predicted model, not a curated record. NCBI's taxonomy places the organism in Eukaryota, Fungi, Ascomycota, Sordariomycetes, Sordariales, Chaetomiaceae. The transcript has 16 exons.